Chaetomium globosum CBS 148.51 is the source of this 2925-nucleotide messenger RNA. RefSeq lists its product as uncharacterized. Bases 1 to 2925 code for a protein of 974 amino acids. The record is from RefSeq and is a predicted model, not a curated record. The transcript has 5 exons. Gene Ontology annotation, biological process: proteolysis. NCBI's taxonomy places the organism in Eukaryota, Fungi, Ascomycota, Sordariomycetes, Sordariales, Chaetomiaceae. Gene Ontology annotation, molecular function: protein binding; serine-type endopeptidase activity.
AUGUCUGAGGAGCUUAGCUUGCAGGAGACUGGCGCAGACGAGACGGACACGGCUAACUUCUACCCCGAAGUACCAUGGCAAGGCAGUGCGGAGGCGGAUCAAUUUGGGGUUCGAAGUGGAAUGACCGUCGAGGACCACAACGAUACCGGCUCUGAUUCUGCAAGCGAGGCUACCAUGGAAGCUCAGGACGAAAUAAUGUCUCGGUUACGGGACGACAACGUCAAUCUGGCUACCUUCGAUCAACGGCAAGAAUUUCUCCGCCGAUACGAACCACACUUGAACCCUAACAAGACGCGCCGCGGCAACCCAACUAUCUUACACAAGAUUGCCUUGAACUGUAAAACGGAGAAAGCCGCAGCACUCGUCCGUCUUCUUGUAAAGGAGCACCCAGAGCUCAUGGAAGUUCAGGAUGAAAAGCAGAGGACGCCGAUGCACGUGGCCAUACUGCACAGGAGAAGCCGCCUUGUCACGGCAAUGGCUGAAGCGGUUGAGGAUAUCGAUAGGUUCCUGGGAAUCCGGGAUGAUUACGGCUAUAACUGCCUUCACGCCGCACUUAGAGCCAACUUAGGGCACCAGAUCGUCGUCAGCCUGGUCCGGAGAGCAUCGGAGAAGACGCUGUACAGCCAGGAUCGGCACGGGCUGACACCGCUCCACAUAGCUGUGUCCUACGACAUGUGCUCCGCUUCACAACUGGAGGUUGUCAGAGAACUGCUCAAGCGAGGUGCAGGGGCCUUGCGAAUUCUCACGAGACCUCCACAUGGGCUCUCGCCUUACCAGCAUCACGUCUUCACUCGCGAGGAACAUGUCGAAACGCCCGUCAAGAACCCCAAAAUACCCGUUGAGAAGCAAACCAAAAAGAAAGAGCUGACUCACAAAAUCAUUGUCACCACGGAGACCGCCGAUCAGAUCGAGAGAGAGUUGAAGUUAGGUAUCCUGCGUACGAUGACCGAGGAGCAGGCGAAGAGGAUGCUUUACGGUCACAACCCCGAUGAUAUACAAAUCAGUUUUGAUUACGACCAGCUACCAACGAAGAUGGUAUGGAAAGAGUUUGUGAAACGAUUCGGCAUGACCGCCCGGUCCGGUCUCCGAUUUGAGAGUGUCCUGCAGCUGGUGACGUUUCCGCGCGUUGAAGUCAUCUUGAAGGGUCGCCAGGCUGACCUCGAACGGGAGGCCGAACGUCAAUCUGGGUCCCUUGGCCGCAAAGACAUGCAGUAUUUUUUGAACUGGCUGUAUGAGAAGGGCGUCCGCCACAUUAUUAGACUGUCCGUCGAUGAGUCCGCAGAGCCCGGGGAGAGGGUUCACAGCGACCAGGCUAUUCAAACGUCUCUUGAGAGAUUCAUCGUGGAGCAUCUGGACUGGAAGAAAACAGACCUCGACCCAGAGACAAUUCUCCGCGUCAGCAGCAAAGUUGAAAAGAAAAUCCCCACGCCCGAGGACUCGACGAAGUUCGAGACACAAAUUGUGCCGGAUCGGCAGUUGAGGCAGCUACACCUUCGGUGGAGUGGCAGUAACGCUGUGUUACGAGGUUGGAGCGAGCCGGGAAGUUUGGCCAUGUUACCCCACAUCAAGGAGAUAGUCUUAAUCGCACCACCUACUCACCAGACGUACGACAGCCCCGAAUGGAUCGCCUCCAAAGUUAAGGACUUUGAGGUCAGACUCAAUGUCAGCCGGCAGGCCCCUCUGGCUCGGGUUCAAGCUCAGGAACAGUUGAAGCUUGAUCUCGGGACCUCUGACAUGAGUAACGGGCUUGACUACAUUAGAGUGAGCUUCCGCGACUCGGACACGGACGUACAACCUUUAGCUACAUCUUCUCAUGGUACAAUCACCAACUCACAUCGGUGGUUGGAUUCAACAGCGAGAUUCGCCGAUCAAAUGGCCCCUUUCUGGGAAGCCACAAUCAUAGACUUCCUGCACUCGAACCAGGGCAGGCCCACGCGAGAGAGGCUCGAAAAUGAUGUUGUUCUGGCGCUUAUUGACGACGGCGUUGACAUGUUUGGCACCGCUCACACUGGCCAAAUCCUUGAAGGGAAGAGUUUUGAUUUCCACGAGGGGAAGGCCAAGCCGUCAUUCUUGUCGGCAAUGGGCCACGGUACUGUACUUGCUAGUAUGAUUCUACGGGUUUGCCCUAUGGUAAAGGUCUAUCCGAUACGACUCAAGACGUAUGAGAACUACAAAAGAAACACGCGCGAUAUUGAUGCGGGCUAUGCGGCCCAGGCAAUCCAAGCAGCUUUGGAUAAGAGGGCUACUAUUAUCUGCAUGGCAUGGGCGAUACCAAUCGCCGAAGGCGAGGCCGAGGAGAUUAAACAACCUGUAGAGCGUAACGUCCUAAUGUUCUGUUCCGCGUACGACGGAGUGUUUACCGAAACGCAUUAUCCGAGUGGUCCAUGGAGGGACCGCUUUUUCUGCAUCGGUGCCGUGCCUGUUGACGGCUCUGUCUUUCCGUGGUCAGCAGAAGACGGCAUCACGUAUAUGAUUCCGGGCGUUGGCGUAACCCAGGAACUGGAACCACGCGACACCGCCGCUGGAGGGGACCAACGCAUCCCGGAGUCGAAGGUCCAGGUCCAAACCACGGGCUCCAGUAUUGCCACGGCGCUGGCAACUGGGCUCGCCGCCAUGAUAAUCUACUGUAUCAAGGCGAGUAUUCUUGCGGCCAAGACAGCGAAUGCCAGCACUGGUCUUCCAUUUGGGAUCCCCCCCGACAACGCGGUAGAACUGAUUGCCCGGCCCGACGAGAUGAAGCGCGCCUUUGCUAGUCUCGGCAAAGUCACGCCCAACAAGUUUGUCCAGGUCUGGGAAAAGCUGGAUAAGAUGAGCGAAGUCCUGGAGGUCUUGAGGACGCCAAACUCUACACCAGAGGUGAAGGAGAACUCUGUUAAAGCCUUUGUGGAUUUCGGGCUGGAUCUAUGGAAUGCGGCCCGGCCUUGA